Molecule: messenger RNA, 1359 nt
Organism: Aphis gossypii (cotton aphid)
Lineage: Eukaryota; Metazoa; Arthropoda; Insecta; Hemiptera; Aphididae
Product: DNA oxidative demethylase ALKBH2-like
Exons: 2
Coding region: 217-870 (217 amino acids)
Biological process (GO): DNA repair
Source: RefSeq, a predicted model, not a curated record
UUUUGACAUCACUCACUGAUAAAAGGUUUUUGAAAUCCGUAAAUAGUAUGAUUAUAUGAAAAUAAAACUUCAGAACAGAACAAUGAUGAACUGCCGGUCAAAAUGAUUUGUUUUUCUUAUAGUAUUUUAUUCUCACGUAUUCUCUCCUAAUACAAUCUAUCGUUUAAUAAUCAUUAUAUUAUACUUAUCUAUGCAUUAUUCAGUAAUAUAAUAGUUAUGGCAGUUACUCUCUACGAAAAACUUAUGAAAAAUGCUCAGCCGUCACAGUGGCGAAAAAUCGUCGCUGAAAAUUUAGACUUGGAUUAUUGCGAGAGAUUUCUAACAGCGACUGAGAGUGUAGCUCUGCUAAAUUACAUGGAAGAUAACGUAAGUUACUUUGACGGUCGUCUGUCGCAGGUGAAAGUCUUUGGACAGUAUUAUCCCAUACCCAGGCAGCAAGUAGCUUUCGGUGACACAGGCAUUAGUUAUAAGUUUUCUGGUACUAUCAUACCAGCGCAACCAUGGCCACAACCGCUGUAUGAUCUGAAAAAGAAAAUUUACACCGCACGUGGAGUUGAUUACAAUUUUGUCCUAGUCAAUAGGUAUAAAAAUGGAGAGGAUCAUAUGGGUGAACACAGAGAUGAUGAAGUAGAAUUAGACAAAACAAUACCCAUUGCAUCUGUAUCUUUGGGGCAGACAAGAAAAUUUGUGUUUAAACAUACAGAUGUACGAAAGAAAAUAAGACAAGUAGAACUUAUAAAAUUAGAUUUACAUAAUGGCAGUCUUUUAAUGAUGAAUCAGCCUACAAAUGAUUAUUGGUUUCACUCGAUUCCCAAAGAAAAAAAAGCAAAAAAUGUUAGACUGAAUUUUACAUUCCGUAAAAUUAAAUAAGUUUAUAAAAAAAAUAUUUUAUUUUACUUUACUUUACUUUACUUAUUUUUAAGAUAUUCAGCAAAUAUAUAUAUUUUUUUUAACUAACAUCAAUCAAAAUAAUUUUUUCUUAACAUUAAUUAGUACUAAGUUGUAAUUAAAACAAGCUCACUCUAUUUAAUGAAUCUAAAAUAUAUGAAAACAGUUAAUAAUUAUGUAGGUUAUUAAAGUGUAUAAAUUAAAAACAUUAAAAUUCCAUAUUUAUUUUAUAAUUAAAAAUUAAAAUUAUAAUAUUGUAUUUAUUGAUAACAUUUAAAGAAUAAUAAUUAAAUCUUACAUUAUGUUUGAAUGAAUAAUGCUUGUGGAUACUGUAUAGAGAGUAGUUCAGUAUGUACGUUCAAUCACAUUUUUUUUUUAUUAUUAGUAUUAUUAUAUAAAUUAAUUUUAAGUUUUUAAAGUUUUUAUGUUUACUUAAAGACAAUGUUUUCGUUAAUAUAUUAGUUAAGUAUA